This is a messenger RNA of Nasonia vitripennis (jewel wasp), 2234 nucleotides long. RefSeq names its product translation factor GUF1 homolog, mitochondrial (gene waw). Lineage: Eukaryota; Metazoa; Arthropoda; Insecta; Hymenoptera; Pteromalidae. Gene Ontology annotation, biological process: positive regulation of translation. The record is from RefSeq and is a predicted model, not a curated record. Gene Ontology annotation, molecular function: GTP binding; mitochondrial ribosome binding; GTPase activity. Bases 228 to 2177 code for a protein of 649 amino acids. The transcript is spliced from 7 exons. Gene Ontology annotation, cellular component: mitochondrion.
UGGCAAGCAGACAGCUGAUCCACAGCGAAGCGGAGCACGGCAGAGAGGGGGAGGGCAUAGUUAAAAGCAUAAACCGCGAGAUAGACUUCAAGGCUGUACAGUGUAGUGUAGGUUAAGUUGUUUUAACAACGUUAACCAUGAUCGCAACUAGAUUAAACAGAAUUUCUUGAUUUAAACUAUCUAACCAUCACUAUUGUCAAAUUAUGUGAAUACAAAAGUUGUUAAUAAUGAAGUUGCAAUUGUUUUUAUUUAACUCGUUAUCUAAUAGAAUUAAACAUCAAAUUGGUCUUUGUCAAAAACAAAGAUGGUUUUCCCUAACGUUUUCAAAGUCUUAUUCAAUGGACGAGGAUGCUCUGAAAGAAUACAAAACUCCUGUAGAAAAUAUUCGCAAUUUCAGCAUAAUAGCUCAUGUAGAUCAUGGCAAAAGUACCCUUGCAGAUAGACUUUUGGAAAUGACUGGAGCAAUUAAGACAAAUUCGGGAAUGCAGGUGUUGGACAAGUUACAAGUGGAAAAAGAACGAGGAAUCACUGUGAAAGCUCAAACGUGUUCACUUAAAUAUACACUUGAAGACAAAGAAUAUCUUCUAAAUUUGAUUGAUACUCCUGGACACGUUGACUUUGCCUCUGAAGUGCAUCGAUCUCUAGCAGCAUGCCAAGGUGUCAUUCUUUUAGUUGAUGCCAAUGAUGGUGUACAAGCCCAGACAGUUGCAAAUUUUUACCUUGCAUUUGGAAAAGAUCUUACAAUAAUACCUGUCAUAAACAAAAUUGAUUUGAAGAAUGCAAAUCCCGAUAGAGUUGUCAAACAGUUGAACAAUCUUUUUGAUAUGGAAGAUGAAGAGAUCAUAAAGAUAUCUGCUAAAAAUGGUACUAAUGUUGAUGAGGUUUUAAAAGCUAUUGUCAAAAGAGUACCUCCUCCACCAGCAUUAGCAAAUAAACCAUUAAGGGCCCUUAUUUUUGACAGUUGGUAUGAUAAGUAUAAGGGUGCUAUUUCUUUAGUUUAUAUUAGAGAUGGAGUUCUAUCAGUUGGUGAUCAGAUAACAUCUUGCUACACAAAAAAAUCAUAUGAAGUUAAAUCAUUAGCCUUUCUAAGGCCAGAACUAGAAUAUCUUAAAAAAAUAUAUGCCGGACAGGUGGGGUGUGUAACAUGCAACAUGAGGACUUCUGCGGAAGCGCACAUAGGAGAUACGCUUCAUUUAAAAAGCACACCAGUAGAACCUCUUCCAGGAUUUAAAAUAGCCAAAUCAAUGGUUUAUGCUGGUGUUUAUCCCAUGGAUCAGUCACAGCAUCUUGCUCUUCAAGCUGCUAUUGAAAAAUUAGUAUUAAAUGAUAAUGCAGUUACAGUGACAAAAGAAUCUAGUCCAGCUUUAGGUCAAGGAUGGCGACUUGGCUUUCUUGGUCUUUUACACAUGGAAGUAUUCAAUCAAAGAUUGGAUCAAGAGUACGAUGCUCAAGCAGUUUUGACUGCACCAGGAGUUACUUAUAAAGCCACAAUUUUUGGCAGCAAAAAUAUUAUCAAAUACCAAGGUGAAACAGUUGUAUUUAGCAAUCCAUCUCAUUUUCCAGAUUUAACCAUUGUCAAAGAACUAUAUGAACCUAUAGUUUUAGGAACAAUUAUCACACCAGACAACUAUUUCGGACCAGUAAUGUCUUUAAUCAUGGAACGCCGGGGAUUAGAAAAGUCAACAAAAAAUAUAGAUAAUGACAGAGUCAUGAUACAAUUUAGCGUGCCAUUAAACGAAAUCAUUGUUGAUUUUCACGAUGAAUUGAAAUCACUCACUUCUGGGUAUGCAAGUUUUGAUUAUGAAGACUCUGGAUAUGAAUUAUCCAACAUAGUCAAAAUGGACAUCAAAUUAAACGGGCAUCAAGUCGAAGAAUUAAGUACAAUAGUUCACUGCUCUAAAGCUUCCCAGAAAGCAAAGCAGAUGUGCGUUAAAUUAUUAGAUAUAAUUCCUCGCCAACAGUUUCUUAUUGCGAUUCAAGCAUGUGUGGGGUCCAAGGUUCUAGCGAGAGAAAAUUUAAAACCCUACCGAAAAGACGUCACAGCGAAAUUGUAUGGUGGAGACAUUACGAGGAAACAAAAAUUGUUGGCCAAACAAAAAGAAGGUAAGAAAAGAAUGAGAAUGAUCGGAAACAUCGCUCUUCCGCGUGAAACCUUUAUCGACGUACUAAAAAGGUGAAUUGUACAUUAAAUGUAAAUAAUAAAACGAGAUAAAUUUUGAUUUUUCAAAACUAAA